UUGAAAAAAAAAGGUGAUGGUAAACGCAACGGGCAAUUCCCAUUUCCCACGCACAUAUCCUUACGCGCCAAUCGCCAUGUACGCGACUCUGACAGCAAAAUCGAGUGGCGGAUGGUCGUCCGCGGUCCCCUUCGGGCCUUUCUGGAAGCCGUUUCGUUUCUUUUUGGGCCUGAGAAAAACCCCUCCCCUCACACCGGAGGCCGCUUGGUUCCCGUCGGAGGCCAAGGCGAGAAAGCCAAGGCCGAGCUCGCGAUUCCGAUGGCCACCGCCGAGACGGAGGAGGAUCUGCUUCUCAAGAGCUUUCUCGCCGAGGUCAGCGAAGUCGAGAGAGACAAUGAGGUCAUCAGGAUACUUUCAUGUUUCAAGUUAAAUCCUUUUGAGCAUCUAAAGUUACCUUUUGAUUCAUCAAUGGAUGAUGUGAAGAAGCAAUAUCGAAAGUUAUCCUUGCUGGUUCACCCUGACAAGUGCAGGCAUCCACAAGCAAAGGAGGCUUUUGCAGCAUUGGCAAAAGCCCAGCAGUUACUACUUGAUCCACAGGAAAGGGAAUACCUUCUUAAUCAAAUAAAUGCUGCAAAAGAAGAACUAAGGAUGCAGAGGACGAAACAGUUGAAGAAAGAUAGUGCUUCUAAAACAAAGGCACUGGUUGAUGAGGGAAAAUAUGUGCAGCAGUAUGAGAAAUCAGAAGAAUUCCAGCAGCAAUUGAAAAUGAAAGUGCGUGAAAUUUUAACUCAGCAAGAGUGGCGUCGGAGGAAAAUGCAGAGGAGGAUAUCGGAAGAGGAAGGAAGACUAAAGAAGGAAGAAGAAGAGACCAAGGAGAUGUGGAAAAGGAAGCGUGAGCAUGAAGAACAGUGGGAAGAAACAAGAGAUCAGCGAGUUUCCAGCUGGAGAGAUUUCAUGAAGACUGGAAAGAAGGGUAAAAAAGGAGAGAUUCGACCCCCGAAGCUCAAAACAGAAGAUCCAAACAAAUCUUAUGUGCAGAGGCCAGUGAAGAGAGGAUGAAUUACAAUCAACACUGCUGCGCCACUUGACUUAAAAUGAGUGAACAAAUUUAUCAAAUAUUUUUUGUUAGAGCGAUUUUGUGGUUAAAGGCAGGUCAUGGAGUUGGGCUUGCUGGAAUUACAUCCUUUGUAUUACUACAGAGUUGGUAGGAUUCUACAUUUGGCCUCAUUGUACAACGCUAAGAAAAAUAUUUUACGUUAGUACAUUCGUAUUGGAUAUUUAAUUGGAACAAGGUGAUGACACAUUUUGCUAAGAA
Elaeis guineensis (African oil palm) is the source of this 1255-nucleotide messenger RNA. RefSeq names its product J domain-containing protein spf31. Lineage: Eukaryota; Viridiplantae; Streptophyta; Magnoliopsida; Arecales; Arecaceae. The record is from RefSeq and is a predicted model, not a curated record.